AUGGUUUUGAUUGGGAAACUGAAUUUCUUUUCAGGUGAUUCCAAGUCUGACUUGUUAUGUAAAGAAGAAUUCAUUGAACUCAAGGACAUAUUCUCUGUCAAACUGAAACGGCGUUAUUUUGCUAGUGGAAAUGGCACUUUAUUGGGCAUCACACUCUUCAUCUGUUUGAAAAAGGAACAAAAUAAAUUAAAGGAUUCUACACUUGAUCUUAUCAAUUUAAGUGAAGACCACUGCGACAUAUGGUUUAGACAGUUCAAGAAAAUUUUGGCAGUAACGGAAUAUGAAGGGCAUGCUCUGUCACUGCUAAAGGAAUGCGAGCUGCAGGGAUUUGAUGGUGUCGUCUGUGUUGGUGGAGAUGGUUCUGCCAGUGAAGUAGCCCAUGCUUUGCUCCUUAGGGCCCAGAAGAAUGCUGGCCUGGAAACAGACAACAUCCUGACUCCUGUCCCAGCACAGCUUCCACUCGGCGUGAUACCAGCAGGCUCUACCAAUGUAUUAGCACAUUCCCUCCAUGGAAUCCCUCACGUGGUAACUGCAACUUUGCACAUUAUAAUGGGGCACAUACAACCGGUCGAUGUCUGUACCUUUAGCACCGCCGGCAAGCUGCUUCGCUUUGGGUUCUCAGCCAUGUUUGGCUUUGGUGGAAGAACUCUGGCCUUGGCAGAAAAACAUCGAUGGAUGUCCCCUAGCCAACGGAGGGAUUUUGCUGUAAUUAAGGCACUGGCAAAGCUUAAGCCAGAGGACUGUGAAAUAUCAUUUUUACCACUUAACAGCUCUCCAGGUUUACAAGAAAGGAGGGCACAGGGAUCUCCCAAAUCUGACUGUAAUGACCAGUGGCAGAUGAUCCAGGGUCAGUUCUUGAAUGUCAGCAUCAUGGCAAUUCCUUGCUUGUGUUCAGUGGCACCUAAAGGCUUGGCACCUAAUACCAGAUUAAAUAAUGGAAGUAUGGCUCUUAUAAUUGCACGGAACACUUCUCGACCAGAAUUUAUAAAACACCUGAAAAGAUACGCCAGUGUUAAAAAUCAGUUCAGUUUUCCAUUUGUCGAGACUUACACUGUUGAAGAAGUAAAAGUGGAUCCAAGGAAUAAAACCAGUGCACGCAGUCUGGAGGCAGAGGAUCGGCUGCAUGAAGCUGCUUCAGAGGACAUUUUCCCUUGGAAUGUGGAUGGUGACUUAAUGGAAGUUACAUCAGAAGUCCACGUUAAAUUGCACCCAAGACUUAUCAAUCUUUAUGGAGAAAGCAUGGAAGAAAUGAAUGAUUCCAAAGUAACAUGUAGUUGUAUAUAACAGAAACGUAUGAACUGAAAUUUUAAUACGAAGGGACAUGUUUUAAACACAUAUCCUAACAGGAAAAAAAAUCUGAUUUUUUAAUUGCUUGCUAUUUUUGAUGUUGCUAAAAAUUAUCUUUGAGGUCU
This is a messenger RNA of Miniopterus natalensis, 1412 nucleotides long. NCBI's taxonomy places the organism in Eukaryota, Metazoa, Chordata, Mammalia, Chiroptera, Miniopteridae. The record is from RefSeq and is a predicted model, not a curated record.